Messenger RNA from Spodoptera exigua (beet armyworm), 808 nucleotides. Lineage: Eukaryota; Metazoa; Arthropoda; Insecta; Lepidoptera; Noctuidae. The record is from the annotation of a GenBank genome assembly.
AUCGCCAUCGAAGCUAACGCGCUUUCUGCCGCUCUAUAACUAUAGUUCGCGCGCGCCAUGUGAACUUAUGUGUUGACUUAUGUAGAGACAUGAGACGCGUCGGCGUGCUCGGGAAGCUUGAUUUUGACUUCAUAAUGACAUUUGCCGUUAUGGACAGUGACUUUGGUGCCUGUGAGCUGAGAGACAAUAUAGUGGUACACGCGGUGGGCGCACGUGCUCUCCUCUGCUUCCAAAAACUGACGGUAAGAUGUGUAGGAUAUUGUAAGCGGGACUCAUUAGUUGUGCGAACGCAGGCCUCGUGCGAAGUGGAGUGCAACGGAGCCAUUGCUGCCGCAACGAGCGAGACACGCAACGCGCGGUAUGCGAAGAAAGCUCAUCUCAAACACAUCGUACUGGCUGAACAAAAAAAUGUGCUGAAGGGGACUCGAUGUGCCUCUCAGUACUGCGACGCUGACCUGUUAAAAUGUCGGGGAUUGUUCUGGAGAGUGUUACUAAAGGGUAACGUCAAUCUCCCCUCAUGCCUGCGGCACAUUGGGGUCAGUACAAAGACCAACCAGCAACAUGUCAUGACAGUCCAUGGCAUGGGUGACGUACAAUCGGCCUUUUCGAUUUUAAAACGAGAGAAACAGCUGCUUCAGUUUGAAGGAGACAUGGCGUGAUGCUGGGAUCAGGGGAAACAAAAUGGCGACCUGACCUUAUAUAUUAAAAGCCUUCCCUGGAGGCGCAGUUGGCAUCAGGAAGCCGAGCUGGAAAGCUGAUGAUGGUGGUUUUCUCCAGAUGGCGCAACUUCAGCUUCGUUUGACUCCCA